CGAACAUCUACCAGUGAAUUAUUUAGGAGAAUUAUAACGAACGCGACCAUCAAAUUAACGAAAAGUGUUUGAAAAAGAGACACUGAUAAAACGGCCUUUUUAUCGAGAGUUUCAAAGGGAAUUUAGCUAGGUGCAAUGAACAGUGCUCAGUCGAAUCGAGCGGUUCGCCAGUAAUGGAGAAAGUGUACGUGAUGUGAAAGGUUUCGAAAUUCCUUUACUACUUCGUAGAUUUGUAGGCCGGUUUGGAAUCAUGGAAGAGGUGUUUCAAAACGGAAAUUACCAGAGGGAGGCAAACGCAAAUAUGACAGCCGCGGAGACGCAGAAAGAGGAUUCAUUAUUCGAGCAUAUGGAGAUCUCAAUAGCUGAGGCUGAAAAACGAGCAAACGGAGCAUUGAAUUUAAGAGAAUUUUAUACAGUCUACCUCAUUGAGACUAAAGUUACUGAUCCUGACUUUAAAGGUGCACUCACCAAAGUAAGUUCUCUGUGGCGUCGAUACACAGAAUUUGAACUGCUUCGAGCUUAUUUAGAGAUUUCUUAUCCGUACAUUGUACUGCCUCCAUUGCCAGAAAAAAAAGUACUAUACGCAUGGCAAAAAGUUACCACCGACACAUUUGAUCCAGACUUUGUUGACCGGCGUAGAGCAGGUCUUGAAAAUUUCCUUCUAAGGGUAGCAUCGCAUCCUAUACUGUCUCGCGAUGAGCAUUUUAUGGGGUUUCUACAACAGAAGGAUGGCUGGAGGGAAAGUAUUAAAGAGACUGGAUACUUGCAGCUAGCAGAAUCAAAAUUAAAAGCACUGAGCGUAGCAGUGCGAUUAAGAAAACCGGACAAACGAUUCGAAACAAUAAAAAAUUAUGGAAUUGAACUUCAAAAUAACUUAUGCAAUCUUCUUCGUGUGCGUGCGCGAUUGGUAGAAAAGCAAUACAGUUUGUACAAACUACAUGCAAAUUAUGGUCGCGUGUUCAGUGAGUGGAGUGCCAUAGAGAGGGAAAUGGGUGAUGGUUUGCAGAAAUCGGGCCACUAUCUGGACUCGUUAGCAGCAAUGAUAGACACGAUUCUUGAGGAGGAAGAACUGAUAGCAGAUCAGUUAAAAGAAUGGUUGUUUGGUGCUUCUGCGCUACAAGCAGUAGUCAGACGAAGGGAGGCUUUACAGUUAGCUAAAGACGAAGCUCACGAUGCAUUGACUAAUACGUUUGAUCAGAAGGAAAAAGUCAUGCAAGGUAAGUCAGGCUUAAUGUCACGAUUAUUUGGUUCCGUGGAUACAGAGGAAGUUCGUGAAUUGAAGAUAUUGCAACUAGAGCAAAGAAUUGCACAGCACGAAGAAGCUGUCAAACAAGUGGAUGAAGAUUUAAAAUCUUUUUCUAUUAAAGCUAUGAUGGACAUAGAGAGAUUUCAACAUCAAAAGGUAGUAGAUUUAAAAGAGAUUUUGGCAGCUUAUUGCAUUUUACAAUUCAAGCUCGCUAGGAAGCUGACGAACAACAAUAACUGUUUUCACAUUUCUCGCGCGAUAUACAUUCCUAUAUUUGUAAGCUCACUCGUACUGUACGCUUAUUACUACAUAAAUGUACAAGAUUGUUUCUAUUAUUUAACGUUAGAUUAGAUGAUAUUAUUUAUAUAUAUAUGUAUACACGAUUCAUGUUGGAUGUAUAGAUAUGUGAAACGUUAUUUAAUAUUUAUAUGUAUUUAGUAGGGGUGUGCGAUGUUUCGAAAAUCUCGAGUCGAGAUCGAGGCGAGUUCUUGGAAAUACUCGAGAAUCUCGAACAUAUCGAAAUUCUCGAAAAUUUCAAGAACUUAAUUAAAUGAUGAUAAUAAUAAUAUUUAUUUUUAAUUAACGGGGAAAAAAUUGGGAUAAGAAUAUAAAAAGACAUACGGGGUGUUUGGCGAUCAAGAAUGCCAAUUUGUUGAUCGAGGUUUCAUUAAAAAGUUAUUAACGUUCAAAGUUCCGGCUGUAGAACGGCAAUUUGUCCAUC
Messenger RNA from Colletes gigas, 1967 nucleotides. Its product is annotated as sorting nexin-4-like. Gene Ontology annotation, biological process: protein transport. Gene Ontology annotation, molecular function: phosphatidylinositol binding. Bases 251 to 1597 code for a protein of 448 amino acids. The transcript is spliced from 10 exons. Lineage: Eukaryota; Metazoa; Arthropoda; Insecta; Hymenoptera; Colletidae. The record is from RefSeq and is a predicted model, not a curated record.